GCAAGUCAUAAUUCAUCCCUGAUUCACCACAUCAUCACGUGAUAUCUGAUUUGAGGCAUAAAUACCGCUGUCUGUAAGCGCAAGACAGCUGAAGUCUUUCAGGAGAACACAGAAUAUACGAUACAUUACAGUUGGACGCAUUACCAGUCAACACUCCAUUAAAAAAAAUGAUGGCCGAUUGCAUAGAUGAUUCUCAGUUUGCCAUCAGUGAAUCCACAUGGAGUCCAGAGUUCAUCCAGGAGCUUCUUCCGUCUGCGGAGAGAACGGCUCUCCUCUAUAAUCUGUCAUUCUUGUGUCUGGGAGGCUUCCCAAAGCUGGAGCGUAUGAUCAGAGACCAAGCUAUUGAAACACAAAUGCUGUUCGGAACCUCUGAGGCUGUUCUGCUGAAGUGUGUUGGCACAAGUUCCAACCUGGUCUCUUCACUGUUCCCGAUGCUGAAGAAUGCUGUUCUGAAGAAUAAAUCCCUUCUGGCUGUACAAUACCUGGAGAAAGCCAGAACAUGGAUCAAUGACAUCAUCAGAGCUGUGGAUGACAUUGUGAAGAGGUAUGACCAACAAACCCGAAAUGUGAAAUCAUGCACCAGUGAUGUGUAUCAAGAACAGAAAGAGACCGAAGAAAAAAUAACGAAACAAACUGAUGAGGUGAAGGGUCUGGAGGAUGCUCUGGCCAAUCUUGAAAAGGAGCUGAGAAACAAUGUCAAAAAUAUGGAGGAAAUUGAGAGAAGAUAUCAAGACAAAAACAACGAACUACAGAAUCAAGUCAGACAAUAUGAAAAACAAAAACAAUGUGCCUGGUUUCUCAGAGCUUUUGUUCCAUUUUUUGCAUGCCACCAAGAUGCUUCGAACAUGCCUGGCAUUGCUGCUAAACAAUCCGAGCUGUCCAAUCUCAACUCUGAAAAGAACAGUCUGCGAACCAAAGAGUGGAACAUCAAAAUCCAACAGACUGAUCUUCAGCUGAAGUUGGCCAAUUCCAAAAUACUACUGGGUGCGAUACCCAGUCCUGUCCACCUGAAGGAAGUCCAGAGGUGUCUUGAUCAAAUCCGACAAAUUCUGGUUGAUCUUAAAAAGUUCUGGGAGAAAGUGGGUGUUACACUGGACACACUGAAAGAGAAGACCUUUGUUGGGGAGGAUCUGAUUGCAAUGUGUGACAUGAAGGAUGAGUUCCUGAACUCCAUCGAAAUGGCAGGAAAGUACUGGAAGAGAUUUGGUGUGUGCUGUCAGAGAGCACAGGGCAUCUUCAGCCUUCAGUCUAAGGACGCAUAUAAAUUCCUGGAGAUCAAUCCGUCUUCACUCUCAGAGGAUGAAAGGAAGAAGCAGUACACGUCUAUCAUGGAGAAGCUGAAGAAGAUCAAUCCUCAGGGCUCGGCCAAAGCCGCCAUCACUGCAUAACAGACAGAGAUCUGAUGCCUCUUUCACACUUUAAAUGCUCUUUAUAAGGCAUACACAUAUUAAUGCAUGCAGCUUAUAUUGUCAUUUUUGUAAUGCUUUGUAAUCUUUACAACUGCUCUUGCACUUUCAAUUACAGUUCCAAAUACAUAUACACUUUAGUGAGUUGAUGUUAGGAAUAUUUCUCUGUCUCAAUUUAUCUCUGUUAAAAUUGCUUUGCAUUUCAUUAUGGUUUAUAGAUCUUGUUGUCUGGCCACAUGACUGAUGUCUGUCACACAAUAAAGACAAAAGACAUUAAGCAUUUCAUUGUACCCAAAUCAAUCAAAAAGUCUUUUUCCAAUGUUUUC
Megalobrama amblycephala (Wuchang bream) is the source of this 1732-nucleotide messenger RNA. RefSeq lists its product as uncharacterized. The record is from RefSeq and is a predicted model, not a curated record. The transcript has 7 exons. Bases 168 to 1388 code for a protein of 406 amino acids. NCBI's taxonomy places the organism in Eukaryota, Metazoa, Chordata, Actinopteri, Cypriniformes, Xenocyprididae.